AUGAAAUCGCAUAAAUCCCAAAUAUUCCCAAGAAUGAUUUUAUUUAAUGGCUACUGUUAAAAUUCAAAUGAUCUUCAUAUGAUAGAUGUGAAAUUUUCUUUCAAUAAGGAAACCUAUUUGGUUAUGAAAUACAAAAGAACAAUUGCAUUAAAAAUAUCAUUAUUUCUCCAUAAUAAAAGGGAUAAAUUUGUUCAAUAUAAAGGAAUCAAUCUUGAUUUAAAGAGGAAAAUAAUAGUGUUUUUUGAAAUAAAUAAACCUAAUUUAUAAUUAAAUAAAUCCUUUAAAAAUGAAUAUAGAGGUCUUGUUUGGAUUAAUAAAAUAUGA
Messenger RNA from Paramecium tetraurelia, 324 nucleotides. RefSeq lists its product as uncharacterized. The transcript has a single exon. Lineage: Eukaryota; Ciliophora; Oligohymenophorea; Peniculida; Parameciidae. The record is from RefSeq and is a predicted model, not a curated record.